Molecule: messenger RNA, 6091 nt
Organism: Diabrotica virgifera virgifera (western corn rootworm)
Lineage: Eukaryota; Metazoa; Arthropoda; Insecta; Coleoptera; Chrysomelidae
Product: dystrobrevin beta
Exons: 15
Coding region: 159-2180 (673 amino acids)
Biological process (GO): synaptic signaling
Cellular component (GO): plasma membrane; synapse
Molecular function (GO): zinc ion binding
Source: RefSeq, a predicted model, not a curated record
ACUGAAAACUGAAAAGUAGUGGGAGUAGAAGAGGGAGUAAAAGAACAAGAAAAUGGCGUGUGUCGUAAAUUUAAGAGAAUAUGCACCAAAAAACUGUCAACAGUGGUGUUGAAUACAUAGGAAUUUAAGUUAUUUAAUGAAAAAUACAUCCUUACAAUAUGCAGGGUCAAGAAGGCCUCUCCGGGUCUUCCGACCACAGACUGGCGUUAAUUCACGAAAUGAGUGCACAUAACUUUGACUUGAUCAGGUUUGCUUCUUAUAGAACUGCUACCAAGUUGAGAUUUAUACAGAAGAAAGUCAGCUUACAUGCCGUAGACAUCUGGAAUGUCAUAGAAGCCUUCAGGGAACAAGGCUUACAUGCAUUGGAACCCUCACAGGAAUUAAGCGUUGCCAGAUUGGAAACGUUGCUUUGUUCUUUAUAUCACAGCUUGAAUAAGAGGGCGCCACCAACGCAACAAGCACAUGUUGAUGUUUGUGUUAGUUUGCUGUUGAACUGGAUACUGGCUGCUUAUGCUACAGUUGAUAAUGUCGGAAAGAUCAGAGUGUUUUCAAUUAAAGUAGCUCUUGCUACCUUAUGUGCUGGAAAACUUAUGGACAAGCUGCGUUACAUAUUUUCGCAAAUAUCCGAUAGCAACGGCUUGUUAUUACAAUGGAGAUUUAAUGAAUACCUACAAGAAGUUCUGGCUCUUCCGGCAGCAGUUUAUGAAUCUCCUACAUUUAAUUAUACCGACUCACUUGCCAAUUCAAUUUUUAGUCCGAACGCUAAGAUCACCGUCAAUGACUUUUUGGAUACUAUGAUGUCUGAUCCUGGACCGCCAGCAUUAGUUUGGUUACCACUGUUACAUCGUCUAGCUAAUGUUGAAAAUGUUAUUCAUCCGGUGCAAUGUGAUGCUUGUCAAAGAGAAAACUUCACAGGAUUUCGUUAUAGAUGUCAGAAAUGUCCGCAUUAUACGCUUUGUCAAGACUGUUUUUGGAGGGGUAGAGUUUCAGCACCACACAUACUUGAACAUCAAGUGAAAGAAUACGCUUCCUUUUCGCCCAGUAAAACAAUUGGUCAGUCCUUAAGAAAAUCCUUUCGAUGUGUUCCUGAUAAACAGAAAAAUAAUUUACCAAGGUUUCCGGAACAACCCGAGAAAACUCUAAAUCUCUCUCAUAUAGUUCCUCCUUCCCCUAUUCCUUCCCAUAAUGGUUUUCCAGACGGCAAUUUUGCAGCAUUUGAUGGUAUGGGAAGUUUAGAUAGCAGAUCGACGGCAAGAAGCUUGGACAGUGCCCGCGACGACGAGCAUCGUUUGAUAGCGAGAUACGCCGCGAAACUAGCCGAAGAGGCACGAUCUGGCAUGCCUCGAGGCGGUUAUAGAAAACACUCACUGUCACCUGAUGCGGGGCGGGUUCCUUCCGAAGCUUGUCUGGGAAUGGAUUCAACGAGAGCUCAGAGAGAGCUCAUCAACCAACUAGAAGCAAAAAAUAGAGAAAUUAUGAGAGAAAUUGCUAGACUGAGACGACAACAAGAAUUAGAAUCUAGUGGCCAUGGUGCCGACAACCCAGUAUUAAUGAACGAACUGAGAGCUUUAAGAAUGAGGAAAGACGAACUAGAGACCCAUCUGACAACGUUGCAGGAUUCAAGAAGGCAGCUAAUGAUGCAGUUGGAGGGACUUAUGAAAAUGUUGAAAAAUCAUCAAUCAUCUCCACGCAGUACUCCCAACUCUUCGCCACGCAGUACAAAAUCCCCACCUCUUCCUCCGGGUGUUCAACCUUCGACUCAGGCAAAUCCCCGCAGCGCUCCACAAACGCCGAUGGGUAUGCCGCCAUCUACCAACGCUUCGAUGUCAAAUUCCAUUCCACCGGUUAGCCAGGGCGAGAGAGAAAGGGAUAGGGUGCAGCAUAUACCGCAUCCACAAAGUGCUCAACACAUACCACAUUCCCAAGGCAUGAUUUUGGGCAGUAGGGAGCAAAUGAAUAAUAUGUCGCAGGAAAGAGGCUACAAUAGCGAUUCAUUGGUUGGAGUGGGUGGUGAUGUGAGGAGUGCGUUUGGGGGUUCCUCUAAUAUUAAUUUAGGUAAUGGUAAUGGAACUCCAGGUUCAGUGGGGCGUUCCUUGCGAAACGAUUUGUUGGUGGCAGCUGAUUCCGUGACUAAUGCCAUGUCGACUUUAGUAAGAGAACUGAAUUCAGGUACUGAAUAAAAAUAAUCUCCUUAUUACAAAACGCUUGUUGACCAUACGCUAUUUUAGUUUUGUGUUGAUUACUUCUAAUUUUUUUAUUUUUAUAUAUUUUUUUGUAUAAAAUAUUUUUUUAUUUUGUUAUAAGGUGUUUUCCUAAAUAUAUAAUUAGAAAUUUCUAAUAUUGAAAAUGAAUCACCUUUUGUAAGAUUCGUUAUAUUUAUCGUUGCUCGUAGAAUCUAAAGUAUUUUAAAAAUGAAAGAAAACGCGAGUUAGUUGGUGCUCCAUUGAUUAUGUUUUUCUGUCUUGUAGUUAUUUGUUUUUUUAAGGCAGAAUCUCUAAUUUUAUUAAUAUAUUUUGUUAUUUUGCUUAGAGGCUCUUUACUGAUUAUAUUUUUAUCAAUAUACUCUAGAAGAGGAACAUAGUUGUCGUCAUCAUCAACCAAUCUGGUGCGUACAUUGUUCCAGAUAGGCAUUCCCCAAAAGUAGCCAUUCUUUUGUGUUAUGAGCUGAUUUGAUUCAGUUUGUUUUUACUCUUUUGAGAUCAUCUGUCCAGUGUGAAGGUGGCUCAAUCUACGCCAGCGACUACCUUUCCUUAACUUUCGUGUGGAGUCGAGCCGCUCAAGUAUAAUACCUCCACAGUUUCUUCUGCUCGUUGUAAAAGGCGACUAAUUGAAGCAGUGCAACGCCUCGCCGCUCGUGCGCGGACGCUACGUUGCUACACCGGCUGUCGGAUGACAACAAAGGCGUAGCCCGCUAUGCUCUAGUGGAGAUGGGGGGGUUCGUUGAGACUUCUCUUUUAACCUGAAAUAGAUAUUAACUGGGCGCCAGGCAAGUUUGCCCCACGGCCCAUGCCUAAAGUAGACUGCAACUCCAAACCUACCAAAUUGUUGCAGUACCAAUCAUGUGGUGUAUGGAACAAAUGAAAUUAAGCGAUACCUCACGUAAAAAUUAUCUAUUAAUAAUAAGUAAAUAAGUAAUAAAUAAAUUUGGUCUGUAAACAUGCAAUAAUUAACAAAAAAAUAAUAAAAUGAAUCAUAAUAAUACCAUAAUAUUGAACAACCACAACGAUAACCUACAAAGUAACUAGAUGCGCCAAAGCAAAUAGGGCUUCUAGCCCUCAAAAUUAACCGAAAAUUAUAAGCGUCGCAUGAGCUCAGGCGCAACCGCUGUAAAACAAAACAAAAAGUAUAACAAACCGAAAACACACUAGGUACUAUUCACAAAUAAACUAAAAUUAAUAAAAGCUAAAGAACAUAAACGCAAAAAAAGUAAAUUAAUCAAAAUCCUUAUCUUAAUUCUGUACUGAGGUAUCCAACGAUGUAUCCAAUUCCAAUAAGAAGAAUAACCAGUAACAUAUCAACGACAUAAACAAACGAUUUCAAACACAACAAAUCUUAAUACUGAAAGAAGAAAUCGGAAGGAAUUGGAAGUAAACGGAACUAAACGGAAUCAAUGGAAACCCUAAAAGAGAAAAAUAGUAUUAGAAUAUCUACUUGUAUUUACACUAUUAUAUUCUAUAAAACUAAAUCUGAAAUUACUAAGUUAACCUGAACUGUCAAAAUGACGUCUAUUAUUACAGCAAUUAAUAUUAAGAAAAAUAAAAACUAAAAACUGACUGAAAUGACGUCAGAGAAAUAAUUAUAUUUUAGUAGCAAUGUCAAAAAAAGAAAAAAAAAAUGAAAACUGUAAAUUAAUGUAGAUUUCUUCAAAAUGACGUCAGAGCAACGAUUCAAAUUCUAUAUUAAUCAAUAAAUAAGAAAACAAUAGAAGAUCUUAUACUAACCUUUGGCCAGAAGGGUUUUCCAGGGGGUACAUAUACAAAAAACUCUUCUACUUCCCACAGAGUAUUUCCAACAAUAACUAGGUACUAUCUACCCCUAUCUAUUUUGUGGUUUAAGGCCUAAUAACUGCAAUAGAAAAAUAACAACUCUCAGAGAAACGAAUAAAUAAAAUGCUCGGAAAUCAACAAUGCACCUAUAGUAGUGCUUAAGAAAUCGAAUUAAGACACAUACCUGAUCCAGCGUAUCUAAAAUGGUGCUUUGAAAAUAGAUCCCGUUUCAUACGGUGUGAACUUGACAACUACACAAAAUGUACCUACAACACUACAAUAUGCCAAGUUCAAUUAACAUAAAUUCAGGCCGAUAUCCCCAAUGAGGGUGAUCUAUCCAAGAUCAAUUGCCUGAAAACUUAUGUUCCAAGUAGCACCCCAAUUUUAGAGUUCGACGACUGUCAAAGUGACUUACCGUAACGUAUCCAUGACAACCCUUGCCAAAUUCAAAGUCUGCUAUCUAUUCGAUUAUUUAUUUAAGAAAAUAGGAGAAAUGUGGGAAACGAUAUGAAAGAGUGAAAUAAUCUUUUAAUAAAAAUAAUAUAUAGAUGAUUGAAUUUUUAAAACGUAACAGCAGCUGUCCGCUCGCCAUUAACCAAGUUCCUAGCCUGUCCCUGUGUGUUAGCAAAUACUCCCAACUAUCAUGCGACACCCACUCCUACCCAUCAUACACGUCCUGACACUCAAACCUAUACCCGAGGAGAAAUUCUUCACAAAUAUAAAAACCAGUAGAGGAAACCACUGAAAACAAACGAAUAUGCAUAGGGCAGACGGCUAUACAUCUUCCUAAUAUACCGUUACACCCAGCUUCAAGGUGUAACAUCAUGGUGCCGAAGGGGUGCAUUACCCAGUAGUGGGCUACAAGCGAUGCCUAAGGGUGAUGGCGAACCCGAAGGGAGAACAGUCUUGGCAGGGUAAGGGCGCACUGCCCCACUGGAUCGAUCUGCACGACUCAACUUGUGGGAAGAAAGGUGAGACGAAAAAAAGAAAAACAGUAAAGGCGGAAGAGAGGGUAGCGGGAGUGGAAGAGAAAACAAAGAAGAGGGAGAAAUAGAAAGGGAUGAAACUCAAGGGGAGAAUAGUUGGAGGAGAGAAGUAGAAGAAAAGGAAAAAUCGGCGCAAGCAAAAGCAACGGUAAGGACUGGGAAGAUAAGAGGGAAAAGAGGGAAGAAAGAGAGAAACAGCAAACCAAGAGAGAGGAAGAAAGAAAGAGAAUAGAAAGAGAGAAAGGGAGACAGACAUAAGGAUGAAAAUAAUAAAAUGAAAACGAUUCUAAGAGAAGAAGAAGAAGGGAAGCAAGUAGCUCAGACAGCGGAAGAAGCUCCGACUAGAAAACACACGGGAUUCGAACCGGAAACCUCUCGAUCUCCGGUCACACGCUCUACCACUGAGCUAUACUCCCUUUGCUUUGACAGGUUACAAGAUUUCUCAUACAUACUGACAAAUUUAAUAGACCAAGUGAAGUAUACAAAAAUACUUUAAAUAUACUUACUAUUAUUAUAAAAUAUCUUAUUCCCGAGGAAGACAAAUCCAAAGACACAAAAAUUAUAAUAAAUAUAUUUACUAAAAACACUAAUAAUAUAUUCUUUUAGCGAUUGUAAAGAUGUAGCGACUAAUACCAUACUAUCGGUGUGCGCAUGCGCCAGGGAAUGUAAAAAUUCACCCUCGUGCCUAAAGAAGUAUAACUUCAAAAAUUAAUAAAAAGUAUUUAAUUUAAAAGGGAAACAUUUUUUGACAUAAAGUUAAAAUAUGCAAGAACUGUAACAGUGAUAUUAUUCGUAAUUUUUAAAUUUUCUUAAAGCAACUAUGUAUUUAAAAAAAAACUUUUAGGGAAACACCUUAUAGUUACUUUUUACAUUGUACUUAUUCAUAUAGUGAUUGAUAUUUUGUACAAAUAUGAAUAGAAUGGUAUGCAGCAUGAGUUUGUAUACAUCACACAUAAACAGAUACUCUUUAAAUUAUUUUGUUGAACGAUUUAUUUUGUAAUUUCUUAUAUUCUUGUUAAAUAUUUUAGAGUAUAUUCAUUUUUAUAUUGUAUAAGAAUAGGACGAAAUUGUUGACAAAAAAAACAUAGAAAACAAUAAAUACGCAUUUUUAGCAGUUUU